Molecule: messenger RNA, 1326 nt
Organism: Dichomitus squalens LYAD-421 SS1
Lineage: Eukaryota; Fungi; Basidiomycota; Agaricomycetes; Polyporales; Polyporaceae
Product: MFS general substrate transporter
Exons: 12
Coding region: 1-1326 (441 amino acids)
Biological process (GO): transmembrane transport
Cellular component (GO): fungal-type vacuole membrane
Molecular function (GO): transmembrane transporter activity
Source: RefSeq, a predicted model, not a curated record
AUGAUCAUCGCCGAUCCCCUUCGUAGCCCUCCCCUCACAGCGAACUCACACAGCAAGCAAGAGCCUACUCACCUCGAGCAAGACAUGGUCGUGAAGAACAAGAAUAAGGAGGACGUGGUCACUGAAACUGUGUUGGCGGAGGACGGGGAGGAAGCGCACGAUUGCCCAGAUGGCGGAUUACGAGCAUGGCUCGUAGUAGUCGGCCUUUUCUGCGGGAUGGUGGGCAUGAUUGGAAUAAUCAAUGCAUGGGGAACAUUUCAGGCGUACUAUCAGGAAGUCAAGCUUCCACAGCGAUCGUCGUCGGAUAUUGCUUGGAUAGGGUCUAUUCAAAACGGAGUAAUAUAUGUCGUCGGGCUUCCCCUCGGAAGAUUAUUCGACAUGGGAUACCUCAAGCUUCCCAUGCUCCUUGCUUCUGCGUUGUUCAUCGCCUGCCUAUUUCUCACCGCCGAGUGCACGGAAUAUUGGCAGUUCCUUCUUUGCCAGGGGUUCGGUAUGGGUAUCGCGAGCGGGGUCCUCUUCAACAUGGGAAACAUGCUGAUGACACACUGGUUUAAAAGAAGGCUCGGGCUUGCGCUCGCAUGUAUGUUCGCGGGUGCAAGCAUCGGCGGCUGCAUCUUUCCCAUCAUCGUGAGGACUCUCCUUGGUCAUCGGAGUUUCCAGUGGACGAUGCGCAUUUUGGGUUUCAUUGCCUUGGGGCUUCUUGCCGUCACUAACGUGACGAUUGCGGGCAGACUGCCACCUAAGCAGGGCCGUACUCCUUUGGUCAGCGUAGCAGAGUUUAAGAGGCCCGCCUACUCCAUUUACGUAUCCGCUUGGUGCAUCAGCAACCUCGGAUUAUGGACCUGCAUGACGUACCUCACGUUGAGUGCCGUCGACGCAGGUCUCAACGCCACCUUAGCCUUCAAUCUGUUAGCUAUUUUGAACGCCACAUCGACACUCGGUCGGAUAAGCAGCGGAAUUCUGGCGGAUCGCUAUGGACCUCUCAACAUCCUCGUCCCCGCAAGUCUGAUCGUUGCGGUCGUCACAUACGCAUGGCCAUUUGCGAAGAGCACAGCGGCUUUCGUCAUGAUCGCAGUGCUGAUUGGGGUAUCUAGUGGCGCCAUCCUCGCCAUAGUAGUCCAGCCGUUCGCACGUCUGGGUUCCGUCACCAACGUGGGCAUGCGCAUCGGGAUGGGAAGUACAAUCACAGCGAUUGGGGCCAUCGCCGGCCCGCCGAUCGCGGGUGCCAUCCUGGAUGCGACCGGGUCGUUCAAGGAUGUUGGUUAUUACGCAGGUAUCGUGAGGCGCUUCGUCAUCAGAAUUGCAUGGGUCGGUGAACAUGCAUGA